AACUCUUUUCGUAUUUUUAUUAUUUUUUAGAUAAAUUACCGUACACACUGCUGGUUUCUCUUACAUUACUUUUAUUUUGAAAAUGGAAGGGACGUUGUCAUGGGAAACGUUGUUAGCAUAAAGCGCUAGCUGGCUAGCUAUUUUUUUAUUGCUUUACCUCAGAAAUAGUACAUAUUUUGUCUUUUGUGUUGAAUUAUUCUCCAACAACAGUGAUGUGCUUGUUACUGGGUGCUACCGGCGUCGGAAAGACUCUGCUCUUAAAACGACUGCAAAAUCUGUGUCAGAAAGGUGAGGCUGCUGAUUUAGGAGAACCACCAGCUACAAUGCCCACGGUAGGCACCAACCUGACCGAUCUAACCCUGAGGAAGAGGAGAGUGACUGUGAGAGAGUUAGGAGGUUGCAUGGGCCCUAUAUGGCCAAGCUACUUCAGGGACUGCACAUCUGUUAUCUUCAUGGUAGACUCUGCCAACAUCACACAGAUUUCCUCCUCUUGCAUCCAGCUGCUGUGUGUCCUCUCGGCCGAGUCGCUCCGCUCUGCCUCUGUGCUCGUGCUGUUCAACAAGAGUGACCUGCAAUGCACCAUGUCGCUAGAGGAAAUGAAAUCACUCUUCAGGAUCCGUGACAUCAUUGCCUCCGCUCCUCAGUCCAUCACGGUUUUGGAGCUCAGUGCUCGCUCUGGAGAGGGCCUUCAGGAUAUCAUCAACUGGCUGGACUCGAAUCACCCUGACUGAUGUGGACAUACAAGAUACGGACACACAGAACCUAACCUUACACAAUGACAGAAACAUCUUGGUUAGGAUCACACCCCAGUUAGAGCAGCUUAAUGCAGCGAAAAUGAUCUAAUCAGCUCAACAUUUCGUGCAUUAGUUCACACUUUUGUGGCUGAUGAUAUGAAUAAUGUGGCCGUGAGAAUAAUUUAAUUCUCUCUGUAGAGACUGUGAUGUGCUCGGAGAUUACUCUCAGCAAACAGUUAACCGAUGCAAUAUUAAAUAGUUUGCACAAGUUUAUUAGGAAUUUUCUCACUUGGCCUUUUGCACUAAAUGUAGUUUGAUGGAGGACAGAAUGCAUUUUUUCACCUCCAGUAGCCGCAGAUACGAAGCUUACUGUACAAAGACCGACUGCUACGGUAUGAUGGUUACCGUAUUAUACACCAUCGGUAUAAGGUAUGGUGUUCACAGAAUACUUAGUGACCUCCUAGUCAUGGCUGCAGUGGCUUAAACAAGGUUACUUAUUGGUGUAUAUUUUGUGAAAUGAAUUAAAAUGCUAAUAAAAUUACUCAAGUUUGAA
Molecule: messenger RNA, 1287 nt
Organism: Tachysurus vachellii
Lineage: Eukaryota; Metazoa; Chordata; Actinopteri; Siluriformes; Bagridae
Gene: arl16
Product: ADP-ribosylation factor-like 16
Exons: 5
Coding region: 213-731 (172 amino acids)
Molecular function (GO): GTPase activity; GTP binding
Source: RefSeq, a predicted model, not a curated record